Messenger RNA from Rhagoletis zephyria (snowberry fruit fly), 2928 nucleotides. RefSeq names its product H/ACA ribonucleoprotein complex non-core subunit NAF1. Gene Ontology annotation, biological process: box H/ACA snoRNP assembly; pseudouridine synthesis; ribosome biogenesis. The record is from RefSeq and is a predicted model, not a curated record. Lineage: Eukaryota; Metazoa; Arthropoda; Insecta; Diptera; Tephritidae. Gene Ontology annotation, cellular component: sno(s)RNA-containing ribonucleoprotein complex. Gene Ontology annotation, molecular function: RNA binding.
GAUACGGUGAUGCAAUCUCUAUUAAAAAGAGCACGUUUUGUUUUCACGUUUUAGUUAUUGCUCGUGGUUUAUAUUUUAGACACAAUUUAGGAUUUCACGUGAUUUCCACCGCACUAACUUUGCUAGGGGAGUCGUAAAGCCAUUAAACUAUUCACCAACAUCCUCAACAAAACCUGAUAUGGACAAAGAGAUUGAGGCUAGCCAAAGUGAGCUCAUGGAAGAUCCUCAAGGGAGUGGUUUUAAGGUGCUUGACCAAACUGUGUUAUCGGCGCUUCUCAAAGAAGAUAUCAACACAGAUUUGCAAAAUGCACCAAUAGAGGACACAGGUGCCCUGAAAGCGUGUGUAACACCGGAAGUGGCGAAGGUUGCUAAGGAAGUACUAGGAGAGGGGACUACUGAUUGCGAAGUGGCAAAAACCGAUUCGUGCACACUGGUAGAGUGUGUAGCACCGGAAGUGGCGAAGGUUGCUAAGGUAGUACUAGGAGAGGGGACUAAUAACUGCGAAACGCCAAAAACGGACACGGGCGCACUGAUAGAAUGUGUAGACCCGGUAGUUGCGAAUGAUACUAGGGAAGUACUAGGUGAGGAGAUUUAUGAUCGCGAAAUGGCAAAAACGGACACGAGCGCACCGGAAGUGGUAAAGAUUAGUAAGGAUGUACUAGGAGAAGAGAAUAAUGAUUGCGAAAUUUUAAAAACGGAAACUAGCCCCCUGGUAGAGUGUAUAGCACCGGAAGUGGCGAAGAUUACUAAGCAAGUACUAGGUGAGGACACUAAUGAUUGCGAAAUGCUAAAAAUGGACACAAGCGCACUGAUUGAUUAUGUAGCACCGGUAGUGGAGAAGGUUACUGAGGAAGUUUUAUGUGGGGUAUCUAAUGAGUGCGAAAUGAAAGCAGCGUCAAUUAUGUGCGUGCCCAGCUCAAUAGAAGAAAUCCAGAAAACCAACAAUGCUGAAAACCAUGCAAAAAUUUCCAAUAAAGAAGCGGUAGUAAUUGAAUCCGUUAUUCAAAUCGUUCCGGCCAGUGAUGAUUUAGACCACAAAACAUCAACAUUAGAAGUGGAAGCGAUGGCUAAGCCCAGUUCCGAUGCUAUAGUAAUAGUUGAUGGAACCGAUGCUGGGAUGGCGCCGGACACAGAUGUUAUCGAAGUUAUGGAUAUAACGCAAACAGAAAAGAGUAUCAUAUCAAAUGGAAAGCGGUUGAUGCCAGCCAAAGCUACAUCAUCUAGCCUUGGUUUGCUCUCACAAUACGGCUCCGAUUCUGAUGAAACGAUAUCGAGCGAGUCGGAAGCUGAGUCAGUAGUCGAGGUACCUGUAGCAGCUAUUAACAAAACUUACCGCUCGCAGAUUGUCGAAAUUGAGUCCGAUUCUAGCGGGACCAUAUCCUCGGAAUCUGAAUCGGAAACUGAGUCGGAAUAUUUAACAAAAAUUGCAAAACACAUCAACAAGCGUAUUGAGGCCAUUGAUGAUGAGAAUAAUGAUGAUGAUGGUGAUGAAGAUGAUUACGGGGAUAACGACGGUAAAGAAACAAAAAACCGCGUUCGCCGUCAGCCGCCGCGGGUACGAGGCGAAAUGUUACUUGACGAUUUACCACCUAUUCAGGACCUACACAUAUCAAUGCCCGCCGAAGAGUGUAUUGAAUUUGGUCGGGUGCAUUCCAUUGUAGAUCAAUUGUUACUGGUAAGCGCAUUGCCAAACUCGAUCUUACUGGAUUUGGAAACUGUACUCUUUUUAGAACAAGGAAAACGCGUGCUGGGCGUUGUGUUCGAUGUGUUGGGUCAAGUAGCUGAUCCACUGUAUUGUGUGCGUUUUAAUACAAAUCAACACAUACACGAGAAAGGUAUAAAUAUUGGAGAUGUGGUUUAUGUAGCGCCCAAAUCGGAGCAUACACAAUAUGUAAUACUUUCAAGUCUUACGAAAAUGCGUGGGUCUGAUGCAUCAUGGGAGAACGAUACAGAACCGCCACCGCGGUAUAUAGAUUACUCAGAUGAUGAGGAGGAGCGUGAAGCACGCCAUAAAUUACGCAAACAUCGGAGGCAGAGUAUUAAGGAGGAGGAUGAAGAAGACAAAGACGAUGAUGCUGAUGCUGAUGCUGAUGAUAAGGAUAAAGAUCCGAUGAAACGAAGUUGGUUAAGCACAGCUUUUGAGGGAAAUAAACAAAGGCGGGAACGGCCCAGCGGUAGUAGGCGAAACGAUCUAUCUGGAAAUUAUCAAAAGAGGCAAGAACGUUUUGGAUCACAAUCGCCGUAUACACCGCGCAGCUAUCAUCAACAAAAUACCAGCAGCUGGCACUCGCAUUACAAUCAACAAUAUCACCCCAGACCGCCACCCACACAUGUCUACCGUUCCCCAUACACUGCUCCAUAUCAGUACCAACGACCUCAGUACCACACACCACCACCUCGCUUUAAUCCAUAUGUACAUCCGCCAGCGCCAAUGUCAAUGCAAAUGCCAACAGCGCAGGGACAGUUGGCACCGCCCAUGGAGCACCCACCACCGCAAAUGACACCACCGACUCAGAUGCAUUCAAUGCCGCCGCCAACACACAUGACGUCACCACCUUCGAUGCAUUCAAUGCCUCCGCCAACACACAUGACGCCACCAACUUCGAUGUAUUCAAUGCCACCGCCGCAUAUGCCUCCACCAUCCACAGCUAUAUAUGUGCCAAGUCCUUAUGCUUUUCGACCAUCAACAGUAUCGCCUCAAAUACAAAUGCAACAGCCACAAAUGCAACAGCAACAACAACAACAACAGAUUCAGCCGCAAGGUUCGAUGCAAAUCACAAGCACGGCAGAACCAUCGCCACCAGGUGCGGAUUGAGAAUGAGUUAGCUGAGAAGUUUUAAUUAUUUAGUACCUUUAAAUAAAGUUACGUGUAUAGAUUGAAUAUUACUCACUGUUGCGUAAAUAAAUAUUUUUAACUUUGAGGUUUCA